Neopsephotus bourkii (Bourke's parrot) is the source of this 6296-nucleotide messenger RNA. RefSeq names its product lipoma-preferred partner homolog. Gene Ontology annotation, biological process: cell-cell adhesion. The record is from RefSeq and is a predicted model, not a curated record. Lineage: Eukaryota; Metazoa; Chordata; Aves; Psittaciformes; Psittacidae. Gene Ontology annotation, cellular component: stress fiber; focal adhesion. Bases 4057 to 5874 code for a protein of 605 amino acids. The transcript has 12 exons.
GAUGUGAGGGGCAACUUCCCAGAAGGAUCUGUGGCUUUUCUGGUGGUGGCACCUUGUUCAUGGUUCUCUGCCAAAUGAGAAGUCCUCUCCUAAUUGAGGGUGGAGGGGGCUGGGUGGAUUGGGAUCACUGGAAAACACAAGACAAACUGGUGGCUCUUGGGUGAUGCUUGCACCUACAAGCUUUGUUGGGGGAUAGCUGAGCGGCGAGAAGCUGCAAGCGUUCACAAGUCAUCCCAGACUAUGGUGCUAAGGCUUUAGACAUGCUCUGUUGAGUGAUGAGUGGUACCACGCAUGGAUAGGGGAUCUGGGGAGUAAUGACAUGCACACAUGACAAAUGCACAUAGAUACAUUAUAUAUAUAUACACACACACUGUGCAAAUCUAGGCACAUGGAAACAAAGAUGUGCAUAUACAGUAUAUAUUAUAUGGUGGCAUAUGAGAGCUUGGGGGUGUAUAUACCAAAUGUCUGUAUAUACUAUAUAUGGUGUUAAAAGAAUGCAUAUGCAUUCAUGCUCUCUUUUUUUUUUCUUUUUUUUUCUUUUUCUGUCUCUUCUGUAUUGCUGAGGAGCUGUUGCAAAACUACCAGAUUCAACCUCCUGGGGAGCCUUUCUGGCCAAGGUUUUACAAGCCAGCACCUGCUUUGCCUGCCUGACUUCUUUCUAUAUUUAUUUCUCUGCACCCGGUUUUUGCCUUUGCCUGCAAAUUGGAACUGUCACAAACAUUUGUGCUAACUUUUGCCUGCAUAGGACUUCAGCUUGCAAGUCCCAAGUCUGCUCCUGUGCACACUGGGGGAGGAGGCAUAUGUGUGUGUAGUUGUGCAUGUGUGCAUAUGAGCAUUCCUGGUCUUCACUGUCUGCAUUACAUGGUCUGUGUUCCUGUGAUACUGCAGCGGUCUCUCUGUUCUGUAUGCCAUGCAGGUAGUGCUUUCUGCCCCUUCAAGACAUUUUUAUGAAUCACAUAUUCUCAGUCACCCUGCUAAUAUAAUGUCGUUUAGGUGGAAUUAGCCAAGCCUGACCUGGUGCCUGAUUGAUAACAAUCUGUACUGCUCUGCAAGAGGCUUGACUAGGAUUCCUAGGCCCCCAAGUUCUUACAUUCCCAGGUGAGGACUGUGGCAAGGACAGGGACUUGUCGUGCCAUGUAGCAGGGAGCUCCUGGUUAGGCUGCAUGUGGCUGGACAUGGAUGUGUCCAUCCCUUUGGUUUCUUUCCUCUGUGUCAUUUGGGGUAGAAGGUGCUCUAAAAAAGAGGCAUUGAAUGCCAGGUCAUGCUUAGCCAACACUAAUAUGAGCAAAGUAGCAAGGGAGAGGGUAUAAUGGCAUUUCCGCUUGGAAACUGAGGGGAGAUCUUAAUGCUGUCUUGGGGAACAUGAAGCUGGGGAAAUAGCUGUGUUAAGGGUCUCCCAUCAGCAAAUGCUGCUCAGAGGAGACGCAUGCUUCCCUGCCUGAUGGGUACAACUUGCACUUAUUCAAAAGCAGUGCUGGGCUGUCUGCCAGGAGCUGAGAAAUGGCUUGUCCUCAUGUGCUCAGGCCCCUGAGCUCCCAGCCCCUCUAGCAACUGCAUUAGUUUCUGGCACAGGAGUCCCUCUAAGGUUACAAAGACAUUAUUCCCAGGUUUCAACCCCAAGAGCUGUAAAACGUAUCCUGCCUGACCCCUGUGCAAAGGCAGAAGCAGCGAGAUCUGCGCAUGUUCCCCUGGGUUCGGUUUUCACAUCCCCACUGCACAUGCCACUGCAGCCUGCAUUCCUCACCUGUUUGGUAAGCCCUUUGCCUCUCAAUCUGACACAGCUAAUAUUUCCCAUGCUGGCAGGGCAGGCAAGGUAGUGGCAUUUAACUGUUAAGGAGAAGCUUGAUCUAUUCAUACUGCAGAACCUCAGAGUAGUAAGGCUGGUGCAUGCCUGGGAUUGGGUUUCUGCUGUUCCAGGUGUUUGUCCUCCAUGUUUUAGUUCCCUCUGUUGACUUACAUUAUUCCCUAUUUCAUCCCGCUGUUUGUCCUUGCAUAUUACCAAGCAAUACCUUGGUAAUUUUUUUCUGCAAGGGGCUUGAAAGCUGAGUCAGAGUUUGUAAAACCUGCACCUACCUGACCCUUCUUACCUUGGUUUUGGAGCAUCUUCUGUCAUGGGGACUGCAAUGCUUAGAGUAUCUCCCGUUUCUGACCACAGAGAAUGCUCCUGGUGGCCCUGCGGGCAGUUUGGGGUACAUGGCUCCGAGGGAGGUUUUAGUGGGUUUUUAGAAAAACAACUGAUUAACUGCUCACUGAGAGCUGGUCCCAGCCCCCAUUGCAUUGAUGUUGUCCUGGUGUACCACUUAGUGCCACCUGGGCGGUUUGCUCUUUAAAGCUUUUAUAAACACCUUUAUAACUACCAGUGCAAUGGACAUGUGCUGGUGCUGCCUGGCAAGGUUUAUUUUUUACAGUGGUAAUGGUGGAUCACAAAGGUAAAUGUGGGUCUUAUUCUAAAAAGCAUUAAAGUGUGGGGUUUUUGUUUGUUUCUAUUUGGUGGGUUUUCUCUCUCCUAAAGCAAGCAUUUACAUGGUUUUCUAUCACCUGUGAUACUGGGUGCUAAACUCAUGCUGCCAUGGGCCGCUGACCUCUGCCUAGUCACUGGAUGUAAUUGUACAGCCUCUAUCACUGAAGGAUUUUGGCUCCUCCCAAAGCCUGCACUUCAGUACCAGUGAAAGCCAGAUGUACUAUAAUGUUGCUUUUUUACAGUUUGUUUUGGCCAUACAUGGGCAGAGUCAGCUCUGGAAUUCCUUCCCUAUAAAUUCAAUAGCAUCUUGUGGGUGGUGCUGAGGAAUCACUCUGGUCUGGUUGGAUCGCCUCAGCAGCCUGUUCCCCUUGAAAAUGUCCUGAUUUGCACAUUCCUGAGAGGCUGCCUGCUCCUGGAGCCAUGGCUUCAGCUACCAGGAGGCUGUCAUCUUAUGUUGGCAGGCGUAGCAGUCACCUUCCUGCUGCCUGCAGUUCGGGAGUGGUGGCAUGGAUAUAUUGCUCCUGUGUGCAGGCAGACUCUGCAGGGACAGUUGUGCCCUCUAAGCAUAACUGUUCUGCCUCCUAAAUUUGCCGUAUGGGCUUAAGCAUUGACCAUCAAGCCCCUCUCCUAGGGAUGGGGAGGCUGAGUGCUCUCCUGUUCCUGCCUGCCACGGGAUGCUGUGUUGUGUGUCCCAGCAGAGAUCGAGGACCUCUCCAGUGGCACUGACGGCUGAGCCUUGCCUUCCCUGCUGCCAAGCUGGUAUCACGAUAAACGCAGCCUGAAUUUGCCUGUGCGCCUUCAAAGGGUACUCCAAAAAAUAGUUCUAGGAGGUUUUCUGUGGAUGAGUGAGGGAUGAAAGAAUGGUUUGUGGUGGGCAAGGGGUGAUGUCUCCUGGAGCUGCCCCUGUUGCAUCACCAAGCAUCCCAUGGACGAGACAGAGAUGCACUGUCACCCAUAGAUCCAGGAGCCUCCAAAGCACAGGUGAAGAAGGUGACAUGUAGCCCCAUGUCCAGGCUGUGUGUAGGUCAGUAACAGCAAUGUGCUCAGUUCAGGCUCAAGAGGGGCAUGUGCUCCCUGUGCCAAAGCUAGGGAGAGAAGGAUGAUUUUUUUUUGACAUCCUUUGGAGUUUUGAUCUCCAUAUUUGGAAAUGUUUACCCAUUGCUCUGAUCUAUUGCAAGGGAGGGGAGGUGACUCAGGGUCUGGUGGAAGCAGGAUUUGAAUUCCUGUAGUAAGGUUCUCCCCCCCAUACCCCCCCCGCCCUCUCUUGUUUUGGAAGCUUGUUGUGGUCAGUUCUUAGUUCUCUCCUGCUCCUGGACCUUGUUCCAAAUUCGAUCUGCUCAGGAGGGAAGUGUGUUAGCGAAGGAGCUUGCCUGGAUGCUGAGUACUUUAUUACUGGGUGUGCCUGAAUGCAUCAGCCUUUGGAUGUGAACAUCUUCUCGUGAAACAGCCUUGUGAUAUCCUAGCUGCCUGUUCUCUCAGGAUCCAGGUGCUUAUUUGAGCUGUGCCUGACUUUUGCUUUGGUCUCUCUGGGAAGCUUCUACAUAGCAGUGGGGAGACUCAGCUGGUGGAAAGAGGGCCCUUGUCAGAUCUGAACCAUGUCCCACCCGUCCUGGCUGCCACCCAAGAGUACCAACGAGCCUGUUGGUCAUGUUACUGCAAGGAUGGAGACCACACACACCUUUGGGACUCCCAGUAUCUCAGUGUCUACCCAGCAGACACCGAAGAAGUUUGCGCCUGUCGUUGCCCCCAAGCCAAAGUACAACCCAUACAAGCAACCAGGAGGUGAUGGGGACUUCCUUCCUCCACCCCCACCUCCUGUGGAUGAACUCGGGAACAUCACAUCUUCACAAGGUGCCUUCCCUCCCCCACCCCCUCUGGAUGACGUUACUUUCAAAGUGCAGGUGAAUCCUGGUGGCAAGACACUUGAGGAGAGGCGGUCCAGUUUAGAUGCAGAAAUCGACUCUCUAACGAGCAUCCUGGCUGACCUAGAGAGCAGCUCUCCUUACAAACCUCGGACUCAACAGGGCUCUGGCACCUCGAGCAGCUCCACUGCCACCCCUCCGUCUGUGUCCACCCCUGUCACUGGCCACAAGCGGAUGAUCAUCCCCAACCAGCCUCCUCUCACAGCCACCAAGAAGUCCACUGCCAAGGGCCCGGGACAGCCAGCACCCAUCCCGGUCACUCCCGUUGGCACCCUGAAACCACAACCAGUGCCGGCCCCCUAUGCCACAGCCUCUACCCCCAGCCGCCCGGCCUUCAAUGUCCAGGUGAGGACAGCGCAGCCCAGCCCGCACUACCAACCACCUGGCCCGCAGCCUGUGCACUAUGGCAGCCUGGUGCCCAGCCAGUCCUACACUCCCCCGCCGGCCCGCCUGCCCAGCACCCCGCAGUAUGGCGCUUCACAGCCUGACUAUGGCUAUGCCCCACCACCUGCCCGGCCCUCGGAGCCUGCCUAUGGCUAUGCACCUCCACAGAGCCGCUACCAAGACCCCUACUAUGGGGGGUAUGGGGGGAGGAACGGCUCCGAAGCACCCUACACGCCACAGAGCUCCUGGAAGGCUGAACCAGCGUAUCCUGCUAGUAACACCAUGGGCCAGGCUCCUCCUGGGCUCUACCAGCCACCCGGCACGAAGAAGACCUACAUUACCGACCCCAUGCUGGCCCCACAGCCACCUGCGCUGCAGCAAAAGAGUGGGUACCCAAGCUCUGGACCUGCAUCAAGCACUCCUGUCUUCAGGCCUGAAGAUGAGCUGGAACAUCUGACCAAGAAAAUGCUGUAUGACAUGGAGAACCCUCCCUCUGAUGAAUACUUUGGCCGCUGUGCCCGCUGUGGAGAGAAUGUUGUUGGAGAAGGGACUGGCUGCACAGCCAUGGACCAGGUCUUCCACGUGGAGUGCUUCACCUGCAUGAAGUGCAACAGCAAGCUGAGGGGUCAGCCUUUCUAUGCAGUGGAGAAGAAAGCCUACUGUGAGCCCUGCUAUAUUAACACACUGGAGCAAUGCAGUGUCUGUGCAAAGCCCAUCAUGGAAAGGAUUCUCCGAGCCACUGGGAAGGCCUAUCAUCCCCACUGCUUCACCUGCGUGAUGUGCCAUCGCAGCCUGGAUGGGAUUCCCUUCACCGUGGACGCCGGUGGGAACAUCCACUGCAUCGAGGAUUUCCAUAAGAAAUUUGCACCGAGGUGUUCAGUGUGUAAGGAGCCCAUCAUGCCAGCCCCAGGACAAGAGGAGACUGUACGCAUUGUUGCCUUGGAUCGUGACUUCCAUGUCCAGUGCUACCGAUGUGAGGACUGUGGUGGCCUUCUGUCUGAAGGGGACAAUCAGGGCUGUUAUCCUCUGGAUGGGCACAUCCUUUGCAAGACCUGCAACUCUGCUCGGAUCCAGGCUCUGACGGCCAAGGCCAGCACUGAUCUCUGAGUAUCAACUGUGACCCUUCCCCAGGAUGCCUGUUAGGGGAUAUUGCACAAGCUUUGCAUGAUUUCUUUCCAGCCUAGGGUCUGAAUCUCUGUUUUAAAAAAAAAAAAAAAAAAAAGAAAGAAAAAAAAAAAGUAAAACUGGAAGGCCUUGGAACAAGAGGGCAGUUUGUGAGGCCAUGUUCAGACUGCCCAUGACAGGCACCUAACUUAGACAUGACUUUUCAGGACUGAGUCAGAGCACCUGCUGUCUCUGCAGCUGAUGGAGAUAAGUGGUCACAGCACCUGAGUUAUCUGCCUGUAGGAGGCCUGAACAUGGUCCUAACUUUAUUUCUGUAUUUGAUUCCUGUCUCCUAAGUACAUGAAGGUAGGUGAAAAAUGGCUGAGCUAGUUCUUCCAACUUAUUUGAGAACCUGACUAGCUGUC